Penaeus chinensis is the source of this 7341-nucleotide messenger RNA. RefSeq lists its product as uncharacterized. Gene Ontology annotation, cellular component: membrane. The record is from RefSeq and is a predicted model, not a curated record. Gene Ontology annotation, molecular function: G protein-coupled receptor activity. Gene Ontology annotation, biological process: adenylate cyclase-activating G protein-coupled receptor signaling pathway; cell surface receptor signaling pathway. The coding region runs from base 4285 to 7113 and encodes 942 amino acids. The transcript has 19 exons. NCBI's taxonomy places the organism in Eukaryota, Metazoa, Arthropoda, Malacostraca, Decapoda, Penaeidae.
AAAGACAAGCUGUUAUCAUAUGAUGAAGCAUCAGCAGCAUUAUAAUGAAAAAUGUAAUAACUGAAUUUAGAACCACAGCUAGCAAUAACAAUAAAUAAAGCAUCUGUCCGUUACUUGAACAGAAAAGCCUGUAGUGCAUUGUUGGUAGAGUUAUACAGGACCAAUAUAUUGAAUAUAAGGUUUUCAAAAUGUAUUUCAAUAGAGGAGGCAUGAGAAGUAGUGCAUUAGCUAUCAGUAAGGGGAAAAUAAACAGAUGAUUGUGAAAGACGACCAUUAGUAUUCCUCAAGCUUUAGAGGGAAUACAAAAUAUCCAUCUAUUCUAUACCUUGGAAUAUUUUGGCUUAUAGCUUAGCCAUAUGGUUGCCUCGUGAAAUCACUGUGCCGGUAAUUUGUGUAAUACAUUUCCCUACCUUAGUCAACACCCCAGGAAUUCUUUAGAGAGCACACAAUAUUCACAUAGCAUGUGGAAAUGAACAAACACUUUCUGCACAACCCAGAAUGCUUCUUACUGUUAAAAACCAAUCACUACUUGUCAGUACUCCGGGUCCAUAAGAAAUACCACUCAUACAAUUAGUGCAAAAUUCACAUGAAGGUUCUCUGACUGAAAACUUUUGUGGAUUUACAUCAUGGGAACACAGCGUGAAGACAUGCAUCGCUAACAGGAUCUAAGUGCUUAUUCUGACAAGACAAAGAAAAAAAAACAGGUACCAUAAACUACUUGACUAAAAGGAUGAUACAAGAAACAGAUUAAACUAAAAUGAAUUAUCGUAACAGUUAAUAGAUAAAAACCGUGGGAACAUAAUUGGCUACAAGAGCAACUGCAGUUACCUCAGGAAAAUGGCCAACUACCAUGAAAAUGCUGCUAACAUCAAGGUAUUACUGGACAAUAAUGAUGCUAGUUCAAGUGACCAUGUUGCAAGCAUACCUGUCCUACUGCAUCCUGCAAGCAACAAAUGAAUACGAGAAGUAUCUGAAGUUGAAAAGAAUUAUGCUAAGUAAAGCUCCUAGCCCAGGCAAUGUCCAUUCAGGCUUAAUGUCCUCAAGUACCCUUCUUUUCAAUAUCUUUAGCCACUGCAGUUCUAAUCACCAAAGCCAACUCGACAAAUUCUCUUGACGGCCUCAAACGAAUAUCAUUCUCCCAUAUCUCAGCAAAAUACCCAGCAAUCAAUUCUUCAAGAAUCGUGGAUAUCCACUUCAUCCAAAUUAUACAUUCACAAAACUGAAAACUUCAAAGGAAGCUCCACCAUGGUGAACACCAAUGGCUCCCUUCCUGACAGAAUUACCGGCCAACUAACUGCUAUAGCAACAUACCUCAAUCUGCACUGCUGUCCUCACUGCAUGGGAGGCAUGCUGGGUCACCUCACCUCCCCGCUUCAGGCUGGCACCGUUCAACAGAUGCUUACGCUUCAACUGACAUAAUGGCCAGCACCUUAUAAAGAAUAAAAAGAUUAAACAAUAACUGGAUUAGUUACCACAUUUGUAAACAUCUGAAAGUACAUUAUAUUUCAGUUGCCCACCACCUGUCUUAGGUAGCUUGGCCGAAUGGUGUUUGCCAACCAGGAAUUUGCCAGAAUAUGACUACAGCCACAGCCAAAAACCUGUUGCUGUUCAACAGUACUCUACCAGAACUGCUGCACUCAAUGAGUGAUCAUCACAGUAAUCCUGGCUGUAUGAAAGCUAAAGACUUCUUUAUCAUGAUAGGGCACAAGUCAUUCACCUUUGCUCUUCAUUAUAGAAGUUGUUGCCAGUCUCCACGGGAGAAACCCCUCAAAUUCAUUGCAUAAUUCACCAUUUGACCAGCCAUCAAGCUGUUAAUGCCCUCACCAUCGCUAUCAUCGGCAUUAGUGAGGGAGCCAUGGACUACCACCUCAUCAGCAGGGAGCAGCGACAGGAUAACACCCCUUAAUGUCAACACUUCAAUCCUCAAGCAUGCCCGACUCUUAGAUUUCCAGGACAAUCUCUUUUCUAACGUGUUUACAGGUUACCCUUACCCAUGCAGCACAUCAUAUUUUUCGAGGUUUCCCUCCAGUAUCUGAACCCCGCAACAGUACAGCUGCAGAAAGGUCAGUAAAAGGGCAGAUCCUGCCCAGUGUCAGAAGAACAAAGUUCACACAAAGUCUCUGCAAAGGCAAGGUCAUUUUGCUACAGCUGCACCGGAGGAAGAGUGUUGUGGCUCUGUUGCCAACACCAUUAUCGUUCACUGCCCUUUGGCCGAGAGAGGCUAAGCUUGGGCGGUCUUAUUUCUGAGUGACCUCACCUAUUCGCCCCAAACAUGCACCAUCAACCCAAUCAAGAGACUUGGACAAGUGGAAAAUUGCCAUUUUCAGCUGGUAAAAGCAAGCAUCUCUCUCUACUUAUAACUUCCACCUUAUCAUUUACUUCACCGCAGAUGCAGAAAGAGGACCAGUGGCAUCACUACAACCAUGACUCUAUAGAAGUUUUACUGAUCAUAUCAUCAUAAUAAAAUAAAAAAAAUACCUGGGAUUUGAUGACGACUACGUGAAUUUAAUCUCCACUCCCAGAAAACCAAACCUCUGACAAAGUUGAAUUUCAUAACAGUUCUUCAAGGUCCUAGCAGCAUUAUCAUUCCUUAUUAUAAUUUCCCACAUAAAAAAAUACAAAUGUAUGGACCAGACACUACCACUCACACAGUAGCCAGGGCAAGGAAGUACCCUGAUACAAUCCUUCAGCGACGAUGGAAUGAGUUUCAGUGAAUAGAAUGGUAAUAAAUACCAAAUGCAAUAAUAAAAAUCACAUUCAUUACAUUAACUGACUGUGGGAGAUAUAUGAAAAUAGAUAGUGACACCUUCAGAAGUGCCUCUUUGAUGAAUAUGUUAUUGGUGAAGAUCUAAAACAAUUAACAAACACCAGAAAAAUAAUUUCAAAGUGACGAAAAGUUUUAUAUGUUCAAGAGACUGAAAGCAUUUAAUACAUCAAGAGAAGACUUACUGUACACGUGGUCUGCUACCAUAUGACCUAUUAGCGAGUAUUUAACCCCCGAUGAAGGUGUCUUUGUUAGAAAAGGGACGAAAUUUACCCGAAUGAACAAGAAUUAAAGGAAAGACAUGUCAGAUAAAUCAGCUUCAUCGGAAGAAACCGAUAUAUAACAAGCAUUUAACAUCAAAAGUAACACAAUAUUACUAGCGACAUCUUAGUUAGAAAAGAGGUUUUUGAACGCCAUUUGAAAGAAAGUGAACAGGAUCUGCUUUAUUUAUAAAUUGCCAUUACUGAUAGUUACUUGACUGAGAAGUUAAUAUCUGUCAAUGUUACCGGAUGAAAAGGGGAUGUUACUGUACUAUCAGUAAAGACUAGCACAGUAUGAAUGAAAACCGACAGUGAAACACAGUACUGCGUAAGUUAUACUUUCCAAACCGUUUUUUUUUUUUUUUAAUAAAUAAAUAAAAAAAGAAGAGCUAGUGGCUAGCAGCAUUAGCAAGAACAGUUAAUGGGACUGCUGCCGUCAUUAGAAAAGAGAUGUAGAUAUGAACGAGAGAACCGUUUUGGAGAUAACUUGGAGAUAGAGAAGACCCAUAGUUCGUUUAAAGCAAGUUUCUAAAAAUAAUGUUGAGGAAGGGAACUAGUAUUUCGAACAAAGGAGAAACAUAGUGCCAAAUCAUUGAAAGAAAGAAAAAAAAAACAGUGGGCAUUUCAUUUCGGCUGUCCGUGUGUGGACAAAUAAAAGAUUACAGCAAAUACACGGAUAUUCGGGAAGAAGUCGUCAUGUUAUAAAAUCAGCAAGUAGUGUAAAAGCAGUUAUUAGACACUAUCGCUUGGAAUAUGUGAAGAAAUGGCAGUCAUUACAAGGAGCAGGAAAUAGAGAAUUAUCGUAAGAGCCAAAUAUUGAUAAAAAGGACAUUCACUGAGUACUACAGAUCACGGCUACAUUGAUUCCACCUUUGCUGCCCUAAAGUAAGGUAACUGACCUCGUACAAGCGCUGAGAUCGAGGCGGGAGAUCCAGACGGCGAGAGACCCGGACGCUGCGAGACCAAGACCCCGGGCGACAUACUCUGCAAAACAAGAGCGACUGAAUGCAUGUUUAUGAUAUUGUAAACGUUGUGCUUUCGGGCGCAGCGGUAAGAAAAUUCGCCGUGAUAUGCCUUGCGGAAAACUAAUUAAAAAUAAAGAAGUGCUCUUUCAUAGAUAUAUGCUUAUAAUUGUUAAAUGCAAGGCAUAUCACUGUUGUGAAUGCAAAGAUUGUAGUAUGAUCGUGAUGGCGUGUUUGAGAAUGUGAAAGUUGGAGCGUGGACUGCACAAAAACAGCCAUUAGAAACACCAAUAUUUAUAUGAUAACUAACCAUUUACCCCCCCCCCCCCUUCUUUUAUGUUGCCCCCGCCCCCCCACCCUUCCUUCAUUCCGAGCAGAUCCCAGUGUUCCAACUUCCAGCACCACCCCGGAGCCUCCGAUCACCUACCCGCCGCACGUCUCUAUACAGGAGCUGCUCUACGAGAGGACGACCGACAUGCACGCGGGGUCCCUGGAGGACUUCAUGUCAGGCGCCAACGGGGAGGACGCGGAGACCUUCGAGCUGACGGACGGCCCCUUCGGCUUCGGCUACGCGGUCAAGAUCAAAGCGGACAACAAGGAGUGCCUAGUGAAGCAGAAUUACGAGAGCACCGGUGACUGCACGAAAGACCCAAACAUCUGCUCCAAGGGCUUCAGCAUCAGCAUCUGGGAAAAGGCAGACUUCAGCUACGACAUAUUUUGGACCAUUAACGAUCUGGAAAACGAGCCCAAGCGAUACGUCUUGUCUACAGGCGGCGACGAGACAGGGCACCCCGGCAUUGCCAUCUACCACCAAGGGAUAUCCCUGGUAGCCAUCGUGUCCACCGGCGACGAAUACUGGAAGCUGGAGGUGUACGGGCCCUUCCAUAACUCGACCUGGAACAACAUCGGCAUCCUGUGGUCCCGACCGCAGUUGGAUCAUGGGGGCCUAGAGAUGCACGUAAACCAUAGACGGGUAGGGACCGUUUUCAAGGGAAUAGCGAGUACAAGGAAGAGCCCGCUGAGCCCGCCGGAACUCAUGAUCGGAUGCCACAAAGACAGCGACAACCAGCUGUACCGAGGCUACAACGAUGCUGAGUUCGACGAGCUGGCCUUGUGGAAGCGCAGUCUGUUGGACAAUGAGACCAUGUUCUUCUUGGGAGGAUAUGAAGGGGAAAUGAGCUUCAUCGACCCUGAGGAAUAUCAGAUGAUGCUCGAGAAAACGGACCUCAAAGACCCUUCGCAGCUCGUGACCGCAUUCAAGGUGCUGUCCCAGAUGAACAUCGCUUCUAAACCCGAAAACGCCACAGAGGAAGAGGCAAUGAACAACACGCUAAGGCUCCAGAGUGUCAUGUCGUCCCUCACCAAUCCAGAGAACGUCAAACGAGAUCUCGCGGUCGACGACUGGGCCAAGCUCUUGGACAUCAUCCAUGCCACAAGCAACCUCCUGGACGACGACAGCGAGGACACCUGGCGCGUGCUGGAGGCGAAGGGCAAGCCCGGCUCCACGGAGGUCGCCAGGGACUUCGAAGGAUACUACCUCAACCUCCUAGAGAAAGUCAGUCUGGGCGGAGAGACCAAACUAGACUACACGAAAACGUCGGAAAACAUUGCCGCUCGGUGUGAAAAAACCCUUAUCCGCGACUUUAUGUCUGCAAGCUCCUACGUCUCUCCGGAUUACAAUCAGAUGAAGUCGCUCUACUCGGAGUGGGACCGACCCAUGGACAAGAUAUUCGUUCCAACCAACAUCUUUACGGACGAGAGAUGCCUGGAGCGCGAGGUGUCCAUCCUGACAGUCCUCUACGACACGUUCGACGACGUCGCCCCCAACAAAGUCAGCAAAGGAACCAUCUUGCCCUCCAGGCCAAACUACCUGGACUCGAGGGUGCUGAGCGUGCGCGUGAAGGGCGUGCCGAAGCUGGACGCGGAGGGGCGGGUCGUGCCCAGCUCCCCCAAGUGCGACCCUGACCCUGACACCAUUGCGAGACACCCGAUGAAGAUUAUAUUCGAGCACAAUGUCAAGGAGAAGGCCCUCAGGAGGAUACUUUUCCACGACGAGGAGCCAACGACUAAGAUCAAUUACCGCCACUGCGUAAGAUGGAACGACCAGUAUCAGAUGUGGGACAGCGACGGGUGCCGCGUGGAGGAGACCACCAUCACCUACACCAGGUGUUCCUGCAGGGGAUUCGGUUCCUUCGCGAUCAUGGUCGAGGAAAUCGAACCUAUUGUGGCCCCUGAAAUACCAGAAGGGAUGAUACUGCUGAUCAAAAUUCUUUACCUGGUGUCCAUGAUUUGCCUUCUUCUGUAUAUGCUUGUCGUUGGAUUAUCCGGAGACCUGAAGGACCAACACCACCUGGUAGGCUUGAACAUGGCCGGCUGUCUGCUACUCGCAGACCUUAUGGUCCUGCUGACGUACCUUCUGCCGAUUCAUGAAGGCCGCCACAACUGCGCGAUUGUCGGGUCGCUCAUCCAUGGCUUCUUCCUCGCUGCUGGGGGCUGGAUGGCUAUGAUGGGCCACACUGCAUUCAAGACAAUUACUGCAGGUGUUAUCGGCGGGAAACUUCGCUCCUACUUCUUCCUGUCUUGGGGCAUCACCAUCACCUCCAUCGGAGUGACUUACAUGGCGUUCCUGCGUCACCUUGGCACCGAUCCCCGAUGCUUCAUAUCAUGGACAAACGAGGUCAAGGGGGUAUUUUUCGUGCCCCAACUGGGCUUCUGCAUGGCGGCCGUUUUCUUCGUGUGCAUCGUCUUCUUUAACCUGCACACAGCUAGUCUAAGGAAUGGCACCAUCCUGGCAGAUUACAGAUCCUUCAGCAUAGGAUCAUCCGUCCUUGCCCUGUACUUCUCCACCACCUGGGCCAUCGGCUGCGCUGCCCUCAUCCGCUGGGAAAGCGAGGUGCCAAACCUGUAUCCAAUCUAUGAGAUGCUCAACAGCUUCACGGGUGUGGUGCUCCUCCUCUCUAUUGGCUUCGGAUCGCGGCGGUUCAGGAUGUCGCUUUCGGGACAAUACAAAAAGAAGCGUCAAAUGUUGAACGACUACAAGAAUAAGAGUGACGAUGCGCAACCACUCGGCUCUCCAGAAGACCAGCCCAGGCCAAUUUCUGCCGCGUCUACGGUCAUUGCACAGUGAAACGAUUUUAACAAGGAAAUGUAUUUAUGAAGUUCAGCUGUCUGAAGGACUGAUACAAUUUUGUGUUUAAUGUUUUAUCUCCAUCAUUAAUUUUAAUUGUUAGGAUAAUGACAGUGAUGAUUGCUACUGCUAUUCCUGUCAUCAUUAUUAUUAGAUAUCAUUACUAGUUUUUCUUCUUAGUAUUAUUAUCAUUAUUAUUAUUAUUAUUAUUAUUAUUAUUAUUAUUAU